GUUGCAAAAACAUAAUAAUGGGCAGCUCCCCAAAACCCAUCUCUCCCUUCUCCUGUUUUGUUCAGAUGCAUCUGCCGCAAGGGAGAAAUUAUAGUUGGAAAUAUCUGUUACAAAACUAUCUUGAGUGAAAUCUUUAAGCUAAAUAAAGGAGGAAGAUUGCAUGACGCAGCGACACUGUUUGCUAAGGGUUGUUCAUUACCCCUGGAGAAAUACGGGCCUUUCACGGUACUUGUGCCUACUGGACAGAGCAUUCCUGAAAUUGACUUUAAUGUCACCUAUGCACAGGAAUUAUGCAGGAAGUAUAUAAUACCUGGGCAGCACUUAACAGUUGACAUGGUUAACACUAAGGUCUUUUGGACAUUAUCUGGACAUAAACUGAUAUUUCACAGACAGGUAUCCCCCAUGAGGUACAGUUACUUAGAUUCUCCAGGUGACAUCUAUUACUUCAAAGACUUCAAUCUGCCAGCAGCUAAUGGCCUUAUACAUCUUGUCAACCCUCUAAGGACAACAGCCACCAUGGACAACUCUGUCAAUGCUCAGAAAACAAUUGCAGAAAUUCUUGCUUCAAUGGAGAUUGCCAGCCGAUUUGAAACUAUAUUAGAAAAUUGUGGCCUUCCAUCAAUUUUGGAUGGUCCUGGACCUUUUACUGUGUUUGUACCAAGUAAUGAAGCAGUGGAUCAAUUAAGAGAUGGAAGGCUAAUUUAUCUCUUCACAGAGGGCAUAAAUAAGCUUCAGGAACUUGUGAAACAUCAUAUCUAUCCCACCGCAGCGGUCCAUGCAGAAAGACUAAUGAUAAUGCCACAUAUUCUGACCAUGGCAAACCAACUGCUGACAGUUGAGAUCAGUAACGAUGGAAGGAUUCUGUUGGAUGAUUCCAAGAUUGCAAUAAACAGAAGGGAUAUUUUGGCAUCAAAUGGUAUUAUUCAUACUUUGGAUGGCAUUUUGAUUCCUUUAUCAAUACUCCCGAUUCUGCCACAGAAGUGUAAUGAAGUACAUUAUAAAGUUGUGGAGGGAUCUUGUGUGGAUUGUGAGCAACUUAAUAGCAGCGUUUGUCCUCCCAGGAGCACAGUUAUGGAAGACAAGGCUUUUUCAGCAGAGUGUGUUUAUAUCCAUGAUCCAUUCGGUUUGAAUGUUUUGAAGAAGGGUUGCCUGAGACGCUGCAAUCAAACUGUCACGAUAACUGGAUGCUGCAAAGGAUUCUUUGGUCCUUCCUGCACCCCAUGUCCUGGUGGAUAUAGCAAUCCAUGCUACAACAAAGGAAACUGUAAUGACGGGAUUCAUGGAAAUGGUCAGUGCAGCUGCCAUGAUGGCUUCAAAGGAAUUGCCUGCCACAUCUGCUCAAGCCCAAACAAGCACGGGGAGAACUGCAGUGAAGAUUGUGGCUGUGUCCAUGGAAUUUGUGACAACAGACCAGGAAGCAGGGGGGUGUGCCACCCAGGGACAUGUGCAGCUGGCUACACUGGGGAAUUAUGUGACACACACUCUCACAGUUGUGAAUCUGUUGAUGCCACACUCAACUGCCAUGUCCAUGCAACCUGUAGUCUGAAUGACACUGUGAGGUGUGUCUGUCUUGAUGGAUAUGAAGGGGAUGGGUUUUCCUGCAAGCCCAUUGAUUCCUGUAGCAAGCCAGGGCGGGGAGGAUGUUCAGAAAAUGCGACGUGUACCAGCACAGGUCCUGGCACAGUCAGCUGUCAGUGCAUCAGGGGUUGGACCGGGGAUGGAAAAGCUUGUGUUACCAUAGACAACUGUGUAAUGGAGACCAGAGGCGGCUGCCACAUCAACGCCGAUUGUAAUUACAUCGGCCCCGGACAGAGCAGCUGCAUGUGCAAGAAAGGCUAUGCGGGUGAUGGUUAUACCUGUGAUAAGAUUGACCUUUGUAUGAUGGACAAUGGGGGCUGCCAUGAGCUGGCUGUAUGCCAGACUCUCAGUACUGGGGAAAAACUUUGCCGUUGCUCUGAAGGCUAUAUAGGAGAUGGAAUUCAAUGUUAUGGUGAUGUGAUGAAGGAGUUAGUAAGGAAUUACCACUUUUCAACUUUUUAUCAGUGGAUUAAGAAAUCCCUCUUCAGCAUCCCCAGAGGAGCCAACGUGACUGUUCUGGUACCUCUGAAGGAAGCUGUCCAAAAUCUGAGCAAGGCUGAAAAGGAGUUCUGGCUGGAGUCCAACAUGCUACCAUCUCUUGUCAGGUCCCACUUCCUCCAGGGCUCUUUCACAACUCAGCAACUCAAGAACUAUGUUGGCCGAGAACUCCCCACCCUCAAUCCACAGGCCAAGUGGGAAAUAAAGAGCAACAAUGGGGAAAUAACUAUUCAGAAUGCUAGCAUUGUAUUGGGUGAUAUUCCUGCUAUUAACAGCACUAUUUAUAUCAUCAAUAAGGUUCUGUUACCAACAUCUGUCAAGAUCCCACCUGGUCUGCAGGAGCAAUUGAACACAGUGCCCUCCUUCUGGAGGUUCAAAGAGCUUUUGGAGCAAUAUCAGCUGGUGAGAAAAAUUGAGUCAUCACAGAAAUAUACUAUUUUUGUCCCAGGAAAUAGUUCAAUUGAGAAAUAUUGCCAAUCAUCAAAUAUUACCCAACUGGAUAAUGACACCGUGCAGUAUCAUAUCGUAAUUGGUGAUAAACUGUUUUUGAAAGAUCUGAAGAACGGAGCUCACAGAAGCACAAUGUUAGGAUUCUCCAAUUGGCUCAUGUUUUCUAAUACACUCAAUAAGACAUAUGUAAACAGGGUUCUUUUGAAUGGCCCAUUUGUUGAAACAAGAAAUGGAAUGCUGAUUGGGGUUUCUCAAGUUCUACAGGUUCACAAAAACCGUUGCAAUACCAAUACCACCACUGUACAAAAGUCAAGAUGUGCUAAGUGCGACAAAAGGAUCAAGUGCCCAGCAGGAUCAGUGCUUGCACAAAAACCAGGCAGAGGGAAUCUUCCUCACUGUAUAUAUAGAUCUGGAGGCAUGAAUUUAGUUGGCUGCCAUUUCACCUGCAUCAAAGUUUCCCUAGUCUCUGUCUGCUGUCCAGGCUACUAUGGUGCUAUGUGUGAGAUGUGCCCUGGGAAACCAGGCAGCUGGUGCUCUGGUAAUGGGGUGUGUCAAGAUGGUAUUGAAGGCAAUGGAGAUUGCCAGUGUCAAGAAGGUUUCCAUGGCACAGCCUGUGAAAUGUGUCAAGCAGGAAGAUAUGGACCCAAGUGUCAAUCAGAGUGCAAUUGCAAUAAAGGGCAAUGCAAUGAUGGGUUGUUAGGUGAUGGAAGCUGUACAUGCAUCUCAGGAUUUAAAGGAGUCAAUUGUGACCAAGGUAAGUGAAUGAUGGGAGUUGGGAAACAAGACAUAUCAUUCCAGAUUUGAAACCUAUUGUUAAAAAAAAUCAGAUUUAAAAGAAAUGAGGAAGGGCUAUAUCUAACAUGUCCAAACUGGACUUUUGUUUUACAACUAAUGUGUCCCUUUCCUUCUUCUACAGUCAAAUCUGCAGAAAAGGCCCAGUUUUCAAGACAAAUCUAGUGGAUGAGUAGAAAUGUACUGCAAAGAUAAGGGAUAAUCAAAUAUACUAGGACUGCUGCUGCUGCUAAUAGAGGAACACCAUCAAAAAUAAAAGUUCUUCAAUAUUUUAGACAUUUAACCAAUAAGUGAGGCAGUUUAUAAGCAAUUGUUGGUUUAAUUAGGUCCAUCAAGUAGAAUGAGAAAAUAGUUAUAUUAUGAAUAAUUAGUGGGAAAUACUCUGGAGCCCAGUCUUUUGGGAUCAGUGGCACAUUUGAAAUGUGAGAGCAUGCUAUGGGCAUUCUCACAAAAAGGUUGCCAUGGUAGUGUGACAGGUCAUAACACAUCCAUAUAUCAGAAGGCAAAGAAAACACUUGUUGUUGUUUAGUCGUUAAGUCGUGUCCGACUCUUCGUGACCCCAUGAACCAUAUUGCGCCAGGCC
Molecule: messenger RNA, 3901 nt
Organism: Python bivittatus (Burmese python)
Lineage: Eukaryota; Metazoa; Chordata; Lepidosauria; Squamata; Pythonidae
Source: RefSeq, a predicted model, not a curated record